UCCUCCUCUUCCAGCAGCGAUAACAGCUUCGCCAACAACGGCAUCGACUGGUCCUCGUCCUUCCACGGCUUGUCCACCACGCCCUUCAGCCCGGACGUUGCUGCGGUGCUGAUGAGGGCCAUCCCGUUUGAGGACGUCGAGAUCAAGCCGGACGGCAUUAUCUACCUGCCCGAGAUCAAGUACAGGCGGAUUCUGAACCAGGCAUUUGGCCCUGGCGGCUGGGGCAUGGCCCCGCGGGGUGAAUUGGCGGUUGGCGAGAAGGUCGUUACGAGGGAGUAUGCGCUGCUGGUGCACGGGCGAUUCAUAGCUCAGGCCCGUGGUGAAUGCCAGUUCUUCGGCAACGACGACGGCAUCGCCACCGCCGGCGAGGGGUGCAAGAGCAACGCGCUCAUGCGCUGCUGCAAGGAUCUGGGCAUCGCCUCUGAGCUGUGGGAUCCGCGCUACAUCCGCGAUUUCAAGAAGAAGUACACCCAGGAGAUCUGGGUCGAGCAUGUGGCCACCAAGAAGAAGCGGCUGAUCUGGGUGCGCAAGGGGGACGACCCGCAGUAUCCUUAUAAG
Messenger RNA from Cryphonectria parasitica EP155, 558 nucleotides. RefSeq lists its product as uncharacterized. The annotation marks the transcript as partial. Gene Ontology annotation, molecular function: single-stranded DNA binding. The transcript has 2 exons. Gene Ontology annotation, cellular component: mitochondrial chromosome; mitochondrial nucleoid. Gene Ontology annotation, biological process: recombinational repair; interstrand cross-link repair. The record is from RefSeq and is a predicted model, not a curated record. Lineage: Eukaryota; Fungi; Ascomycota; Sordariomycetes; Diaporthales; Cryphonectriaceae.